AUGGCGGUAGCUCAGGUUCCCAGGAACUUUAAGCUCCUCGCCGAGCUGGAGAAGGGCGAGAAGGGCAUGGGCGCGGGUGCUUGCUCAUAUGGCCUCGAAGACCCCGAAGAUAUCUUCAUGACCCACUGGAGAGGUACCAUCUGGGGCCCUCCUCAUGGACACCACGAGAACCGCAUCUACGAACUUAAGAUGGAGUGCGGCCCAAACUACCCCAAGGAGCCACCCGUCAUCCACUUCGUCAGCCAGAUCAACCUGCCCGGUGUCAGCCCAACAGACGGCAAGGUCGACCCCAACGCCGUGGCUAUUCUCCGCGACUGGACCCGCAUUGCUACCGAGUUGGCCAAGAACCCAAGGCCCAAGGAAGACCCUUUGAGUUUGGAGGCUGCUCUUAUUGCGAUCAGGAAAUAUAUGGACGAACAUAAGAAGCUUCCCCAGCCCCCUGAGGGCUCCAAGUAUGCCGUCUACAAGUAG
Molecule: messenger RNA, 471 nt
Organism: Podospora anserina S mat+
Lineage: Eukaryota; Fungi; Ascomycota; Sordariomycetes; Sordariales; Podosporaceae
Exons: 4
Coding region: 1-471 (156 amino acids)
Source: RefSeq, a predicted model, not a curated record